Molecule: messenger RNA, 793 nt
Organism: Phaethon lepturus (White-tailed tropicbird)
Lineage: Eukaryota; Metazoa; Chordata; Aves; Phaethontiformes; Phaethontidae
Gene: STARD7
Product: StAR-related lipid transfer (START) domain containing 7
Exons: 7
Molecular function (GO): lipid binding
Source: RefSeq, a predicted model, not a curated record
GUCCGCGCAGGAGAUGAAGCAGAUGGAGAACAUCACCCUGUUACAGGGCGGCAGCCCGGGCACGUACCAGCGGCCAGAUCCCAAAUCGGAACGAGAGGUGGUUGCGGCUCCCGGGGAGCAGCCCUGGGAGAUGAUCAUGGACAAGAAGCACUUCAAGCUCUGGCGGCGACCGAUCGAGGGCACCCACUUAUACCAGUACCGAGUGUUUGGGUCGUACACAGAUGUGACUCCCAGGCAGUUCUUCAACGUGCAGCUGGACACUGAAUAUAGGAAGAAGUGGGACUCGCUGGUCAUCAAACUGGACGUAAUCGAGAGAGACCUGGCCACUGGAUCGGAAGUGAUUCACUGGGUCACUCAUUUCCCGUACCCUAUGUACUCGCGAGACUACGUAUACGUUCGACGGUACAGCGUAGACAAAGAGAACAACCUGAUGGUACUAGUCUCACGGGCAGUGGAGCAUCCAAGCGUCCCCGAAGACCCCGAGUACGUUCGGGUCAGAACCUACGAAUCCCAAAUGGUCAUCCGUCCCCACAAAACCUUUGACGAGAACGGUUUCGACUACUUGCUGACCUACAGCGACAACCCGCAGACCGUGUUUCCCCGUUACUGCGUCAGCUGGAUGGUCUCCAGCGGUGAGUGAGAUCUGGUGGUGAGAAUUCACCCCUUUGGCAAGAAAUUCCUCCGGCUCCGUGCGCUGGAGCGAAGCGGCGGCAGCGAGGGGAAGGCGAGCGUGGCCGCGGCGGAGCACAAGAGCGAUGGUACCCGCAGCCCUGCCCAGCUGGAAUACGCCUGA